Molecule: messenger RNA, 1278 nt
Organism: Colletotrichum fioriniae
Lineage: Eukaryota; Fungi; Ascomycota; Sordariomycetes; Glomerellales; Glomerellaceae
Biological process (GO): DNA-templated transcription
Molecular function (GO): DNA binding; zinc ion binding
Source: RefSeq, a predicted model, not a curated record
AUGAUGCUGUACUUUGGAUCAGAGUAUCUCCGACUAGCCGAUGCCCAGCAGAGCACGGCAAUCCUGAUGUCCAUCAUCGUUCGCUUGGCAAUGCAUUCAGGAAUGCACAGAGACCCAAGCCAUUUCAAAGGCAUGUCAGUCUUUGAAGGCGAGAUGCGCAAGCGCCUCUGGACAAUCGUCACCGAAAUCGACGUGCUCAUAGCCUUCCAAUUCGGCCUUCCCUCUAACGUGCAGUCUCAAUAUUUCGACACAGGUCUACCUCGCAACCUCCACGAUAGGGAUUUUGACGAGGCUACAGUAAAGCUACCCCCUGAGCGUCCGAUGACCGAGGUCGAGCGAACGCCAGUGAUGUACACGAUUGUGAAAUCCAGACUUGUGGUGGUAUUUAGCGAUAUUGUCUCGCGCAUGGCAAGUCGCAGCAGUCCCGACUACGGAGAGGUCCUACGCUUGGAUGAGCGGUUGGAAAGGGCGCAUGAAGAAAUCCCUCCCGUCUUACGAGAUCGAUCGUUCACUCUUUCCGUCGAAGACACUGUCGAUUUAAUCAUGCAACGGCUCUGGAUAGAGCUCAUGUACCUGAAGGCUCGCAUCGUCCUCCAUCGCCGGUACUUCACACUUGGACGCAAAGAUAUCCGAUUCGCGCACUCCAGAUUCGCCUGCAUCAAUGCGGCCACCAAAAUAUUGGAGAUUCAGUUCAACGUCAACGAGGAGUAUAAGCCUGGAGGCCGUCUAUCACGCGAUCGCUGGUUCGUCUCCAGUCUGAGCACUCACGACUUUCUCCUUGCGGAUAUGAUGCUUUGCCUGGAGUUGUCUCACCUUUUACGCCCCGAAGGCCGCAACACGAUUGGGAUACACAUUGACAAGGAGCCUCUCCUUUCCAUUCUUCAGGCGUCUAGAGAUAUUUGGAAGUCCAACCGGAAAGAUUCCAGCGAAGCCGUUCGAGCUUUCAAGAUUUUGUCUCGUAUGCUUAGCUUGUCGACUGGAGACCAUUACGAGAGCACUCCGGAGACGGUUAGCUCAGAUGGAGUGCAUGAUCCCGUCAUACCUACGUACAUGCCUCAGCAACCCGUAGAAACUGCAUGGAUGGAGCAAGAUGGAUCUGCUCGAUGGGGAUACAUGCCAACCGCGAGUUCGUCAGAGUCCAUCCCAAUUCCUAUGACGGGAGUGGACACGGCCAUGACCUUGGACUGGAGUGUCUGGGAUACCAAGGUCCAAGAUCCAAACGUGGAUACGAUCGACUUGCCAUGGCUGAAGAGCUUUACAGACUCUCUCAACGGGUAG